Osmerus eperlanus (European smelt) is the source of this 9926-nucleotide messenger RNA. It is a transcript of the gene helz2a, whose product is annotated as helicase with zinc finger 2a. Gene Ontology annotation, molecular function: 5'-3' DNA helicase activity; RNA binding; RNA nuclease activity. Bases 1280 to 9754 code for a protein of 2824 amino acids. The transcript has 20 exons. The record is from RefSeq and is a predicted model, not a curated record. NCBI's taxonomy places the organism in Eukaryota, Metazoa, Chordata, Actinopteri, Osmeriformes, Osmeridae.
CGAUCAAACAAAUGAGUAAAUGGCUCGUUAUACCGUUUGUGUUAUAUGGAUAUUCCGUAAUUCCAAAAUGAAACAAAACAACGGAAACCAAGCCUUUCCCCAUAAUCUGGCUCUGACAUCCAAAAUGGACAAAACGAUAUUACGAGGCUAUUUUUCAUUUUUUGCAGAUACCAGCAUAAAGGAUAUGGAAUAAUCAAACAAACGAGUAAAUGGCUCGUAAUAACAUUUGUGUUAUAUGGUUAUUCCGUUAUUCCAAAAUAAAACAAAACAACGGAUACCACGCAUUUCCCCAUCAUCUGGUUCUGACUUCCGAAAUGGACAAAUCGAUAUUACGAGCCUAUUUUUUAUCUUUUGCAGAUAUCAGCAUAAAGGAUAUGGAAUAAUCAAAACAACGAUUAAUGGCUCGUUAUACCAUUUGUGUUAUAUGGUUAUUUCAUUAUUCCCCAAAAAACGAAACAACCAAAAACAAGCCGUUAUACUUAAAUGUGUGUUUGAGUUACUAAAGUGACAAAACGAUACGGUCCUAUUUUGCGUUUGUCAACACGGGUUGCAAAAUAGAAAAACCAAUGACCACAAGGUACACGGACCCGUUUGAAUGGCACUGCUUGCUCACCAGAAACUAUGCAUACAUACAUUUCUUAAUGUAGCCUAUACAUAAAACUAGGUAUUUGAAAUACCUAGCACAGUCAUUAUUAACAAGUUGGGAACCAGCAACCAGAUUAACAAACCAGUCUUGGAUAAAAGUGUAUAGGCUAGGUAUUAGGCCUACAUUAUAUGAACAAUUCAAGUGACCAACAAGCUACAAUGUUGGCCAAAACCUUACUAAAACACAAUCAUGUUUCUUUAAAUAACACUCACAGAGAAAUAAUUAUAUGGGUAUGUUGAUUAUUUUAUUGAACAUUUAGGUUGUAUGAUCGUUUUCCCAAUUUUACUUCCGUGCUUGCCUACGCAGUUGCAUGUGAGCGAAUUGUUAUGACAUCACCAUGUUGCCUAGUGAGGCUUCCUGAAUGGUUACGUUCUCAGAUUUCAGGCCCAUGCUCAUGAAAAUUGAAACUAAGUUUCAAAGUUUCAUUUCUUCAGAAGCCAAAAUUGAGUCAAAGCAAGUGCAGUGCCAGGGAGGGGCAGAUAGAUCUGUGUUCAAUAAAUAGCCUACAGCCGGAACACUUGCUUAUACUUGUGGUUAUAGAAAGCUUCUGGUUUCAGGGGCUUUGAUCCAAGGAGAUCACAACACCUCAACAGUGGCUCCAAUUCCAAAAGCAAAGCAAAAACAUCCAUUGCAAUGGCUGCACACCAACCCAAUGUCCACACCACACUCAUCAGUACUUUACUUCAGAAGCAUGACUUUUACAUCGGCUGUGGCUUGUGCUGCAAACAGGAAAUAACCGUCAGUUUUGACCAGCAUCACUGUCACAGAGAUAUGCUCUUUGCCAAGGAGAGGGAGGGAUAUCAUGUAUGGAGGCGUGUAUCUGAUCUCCCUUCAUUUCCCAACCCAGAGAAGUACUUUGUGUGCAAAGGUUACAAGGAAGGAAGUGGGUGUGACUUGCACGGUCAGCGCUGCACUUUUGCCAAAAGCUCAGUGGAAGCAGUAGUGUGGAACUUUCUAAAGCAGAACGGGUUCAGUUAUUCUGACCUCAUCAGCUUGAUAAGAAAAGAAAAAGGAUUCCCACUUGAACCGACAAUCCAUGCCAACCACCAGAGACUCAAAGAACAAAUCCAAAGUCAGUUCCCUGGUAAAUUUAUACAAGUUUGUGAAACCUGUUUCCACAGCAAACGGCAGAGGGCUGUGUUGAAGGGCAGCACCAUAACAUGCUCUUACACCCAGCCCCUCAAACAUCGUUGGGAGCCAACAAUGGUUCUUCAUAAUGGUAACAUAUUUACAGAGCUUAGGCCUAAACCCAAUAAGAGUGUCAGCAAAUGGUGGCCCUGUAAGUAUGCUGAGAAGGGAGAGCAAUGCGUACAUGGAGCACAAUGCUGCUGGUUUGCACAUAGCAAGCUGGAGAUUAUUGUGUGGAGUGCUGAGAGCCAGGGGUUUGACCGCUCAGAGCUGCUUACUGCUGUCAGGCAACAGGGGCCCAAGGCACCUGUCUCUUCAUCCCAGAAAAGGCAGUACAAUUGCAAUGCUUGUGAAAAACAGUUCUACUCAAGAGGAGACUUAAUGAAUCAUUGUAACGAUUUAAGUCACAGCACACGAAUGGAAGAGCUGAAUUCUGUUGGAAUGGGGAAAUGGAAACAUAGAGAUCCACCACAAACAAAUAAAACCUACAGAUUAUGUGAAAGGGCCUCUACAUGUGAGCUUGGAAGCAAUUGUGUGGACGCACACUCACAGGAGGAACUCAGAGAAUGGCAUGUGCGAGACAAGAUGAAGCGAAAGACGGUUUCUGCUGCCGAAGAUCAGGGUGUACUUUCAUACCAGGACAGUCUGCUGAGAGAAUACCGGGACAGCAUGGCCUUAGAUCUUAUUAUGUCAGAAACAUUGCCUGGAACUACUGUUGAAUGUGACAAAGACUUGGUGAUCUUUGGUCAUGCAGAAAACAAGACUCUGGAAUGGAAGUUCAAAAUACAAUCCAAGAGACCCAUUAUGGAGGUUGCCUUGUUGAAGCAAUUGCCUGAAGCCCUUUUCUCUUUAGAUAAUAAAAAUCCUGAAUUGUGCACAUACGCCUCAGGCCAACAGUUCUACAACACAGACACCAUGACCUAUGACAUCACUGUGACCUUCAAGUCAAGCAACCCAGGUCCUUAUGAACAAUGGUUGGUGUGUGACCUUGACAUGAGACCAGUGCUCCUGCAGAAGCUCAAGGUAAGAGUGGGAAAAAUGUCUGACCCUCAGCUAAUGGAGCUACCAGAGAGCCACGGCCAUCCUUGUCAAGAGUGUGAACGCUGGCAUGGAGGAAAUAGGGAGAUCAUUCCAUGUCUAUACAAAACAGAUGCACAGGAAGAGCUGCUAAAAGAGUUCAAACCACCACAGAUGAGCUUACAGUUUAAUUCACCUGAAGAUAUCAGCACCCCUAUGAAUCACCUCAAUUACAAAGACAGAAUGCACAAUUUCUUGUACAAUGAAGAGCAUGCAGAGGAUUCCAUAGUGGCAAGGCUGAGUGUUCAAGGUAAAAUUACUUUGUCAACCACCUUGGAUGAUUCUCUUUUUGGGAUGAAGAUUGCCCCACAGGGUGAACUAUUUGGUGCCAUUUCAGUGCCUUAUACCCUUACCCCUGAUACACCAGAGGGUGCAGUCCUUAAACAUGAUGUACAGUCAGCACUCAUUGCACCAAUACAAUCCAACAAACAAAGUACCAAGGUGUAUGAGGCCAUCAUCCUCAGAGACACCACCAUUGGGAACCAAAUGCACUUUAAACUUUCCAAUACAUGCUGCUCUGAGCUUUCUCUUCAAAGCAAUAAUGUAUGUGAAAUGGAGAUACAGUUUAGGCUUAACCGUCUCAAAUUUUGUGAAAUGCACAAAGCAGUAGAUCUUCUUCCAGACAUGGAUAGAGUGUUACCAGACCUCAACAACACCAGUGUCUUACUGGGCACAAAAGAAUAUGAAGGACUAGGACUCAAUUCAAAGCAGCAAGUGGCAAUGAACAUUAUUGUUGGAGAAGCAUGUGAAAGAGGAACUGAAGUUCCAUUUCUUAUAUAUGGACCGUUUGGAACAGGAAAAACAUUCACUCUUGCUACAGCAACCAAGGAGCUGGUUAAGAAACCUACCAACAGGGUAUUGAUCUGCACCCACACAAACAGUUCUGCAGAUUUGUACGUGAAAAAUCAUUUCCAUAGCUCUGUCAACUCUGGCCGUUUUGAAGUUAAACCUCUUAGAAUAAAGGCUGAAGAAGCAUCUGUGAAAUCCACUGACAAAGUAACUUUGCAGUAUUGCCAUCUCUCUGAAGACAAGCAAUCCUUCUCUUUCCCUGAUGAAGAAUUAUUAGCCUCCCAUAGAGUGGUCAUAACAACCACGGCAAUGGCAAGACACCUCCAUGAUCUGAAGCUCCCGAUUGGCUACUUCACUCACAUCCUUAUUGACGAAGCUUCUCAGAUGUUGGAAUGCGAGGCCCUGAUGCCCCUUGGUCUGGCGGGGCCGAACACCCGUGUGGUUUUAGCUGGAGAUCACAUGCAAAUGGGACCAAAACUGUUCUCGGUAGAUGUUCACCAACGCUCCAAUCACACUCUACUGAACCGACUGUUCCACUACUAUCAAGGUCAUUAUAGUGACGCAGCUUCUAAAAGCAGAAUCAUUUUCAAUGAAAACUAUCGCUCAACAAAGGAAAUUGUGGAAUUUGUGUCCACUCACUUCUAUGUUGGCAAGAGUGAUGUCAUCAAAGCUGUCGGAAAUGUUCCAUCGCAUCCAAGUGGCCAUUCCCUGAAGUUCCAUCAUGUCAGAGGAGAAUGCGAGUUGGACACCACAUCAAUGUCCUGGUUUAAUGUGGAAGAAGUGGAAAAGGUGGUUGAAAUAGUGGAAGAUCUUCUCAGAGACUGGCCAUCCACCUGGGAACCUUCGGAUCCAAGCUCUAUUUGUGUUCUAUCAGAAGGACACCAGGUUUUGCUGAUAAGAAACCAGCUUCGGAAAAGACAUCUUCAUGCAGUGACUGUGGAGAAUAUAGCAAAUGUUCAAGGCAAACAGUUCAGGGUCAUAAUAAUGUCAGCCAUUCAGACCGGAGACAGUCUUCGUACCCUUGACACAGCUGGUCUAGAUGUAUUGAAUGAUGCCCGGGUAUUGAACACAACCAUCACCAGGGCUCAAUCCCAGGUUGUUGUCGUUGGGGAUGCUGCUGCUCUCUGCUACUUUGGAAAAAGCUCAAGGUUUUGGGAAAGCUACAUACAUUACUGCAUCAACAAACAAAGUGCACACCCUCAAUUUCUUACAAAAGACUUCUUAAAGCAAGAGGUCAGAGAGAUUUCUCGAUUCAGCAAACAGGAUAAAGAGGACAACAGUGACAGUGAAUCAUCCACAUCUGAGAUACCUGACAUUGAAGACCCAAUACUGAAAGAGCUUCUUGAUGAAGAUAAAGAUGUCAGGGUAGAUGUAACAGCUGAGGGUCUGUUAGAUGUCCUUUGGGGAAAGGACAAUGUAGAAAAAGUUAACAGACAUGAAGGGGAAACAAAACAGGAAAACUAUCCUCUGGAACCUGUGUCAUUACAGAGGGAUCCAAGUAACUACAAACACUGCACUUUGAUUAUGGAACAGUUUGACUCUGGAUACGCCAUACCUCUAGAUGAGCCUUCCUCUCGGAUUUAUAUUAAAGGAAGAAAAAAUGUGGCACAUUCUUUCCCCGGAGAUCAGGUCCAUGUGGAGAUUUUUAACAAUGGAAGCCAUCCUCCUGAAGGAAGAGUUUUAAGUGUAGUGAAUGCAGACUAUGGUUCAAAGACUUUUGUCUGUACAGUUGAUAACUAUGAUCCCCAGGUGAUGACACCUAUCAACAACUGCAUCUCUAAGAUUUACACACCAUUUUGGAAGGACAAGCCAAACCACAUUGCAGUGCGUACAUUUGAAGGUCAGCAUUUGAAAGUGGAGAGGUUUGAGAAGAUAAAUGAAGAAUUGAAAAGAAACAAGCUAUUUGUUGUCCAAGUCUUAAAGUGGCGAGAUCAAUUUCGAUACCCCUUAGGAGUAGUUGUGAAAGUCCUCCCAAGAGUAACAUCCUUAGAUGCAGGACUCGAAGUUCUGGAUAUAGAGUAUAAAUUACAACGAGUGCUUCCAUCAUCUAUUGAAAAGGAUGCCCAAAUAUUCAAGGAUUUGAAAGCCGAUGUAGAAAAUCGAAUGGAUUGUCGUGAAUUUAUCACCUUUACAAUUGACCCUGCACACUCUGAGGAUCUAGAUGAUGCCAUAAGUGUGAGAGAUUUAGGCAAACACUACGAAAUCGGAGUUCACAUAGCUGAUGUUGCAAGCUUUGUGGCAAAGGACUGCUCAAUAGACAAAUAUGCAAGACAGAACGGAACAACGUUUUAUCCCCCUACGAAAGAGCCUUUCUACAUGUUCCCAAAAGGUUUGAGCACCAACAAUUUCAGUCUACUACCUGACUUUGAACGAAAUGUCAUAUCAUUGAUGGUUAAAAUUGACAAGAGCACUAAUUCCAUCAAAGAUAGUAGGUUUGCCCUCUCAGUGAUACGCUCGGACAAGAAGUUGUCAUAUGAAGAAGCUGAAAACAUUCUCCAAAACUCGACCCAAGGAUUAAAUACUUUGGAGGGCUGCCUCAACAUUGCAUAUACAUUUUCUGAAGUUCACAGAAAGGCUAGGAAACAGGAUGACUGGUACUAUAAGACACCAGAUGAAGAUGUAGUCAUUGGAAGGAGGCAGUCUCACAAGAUGGUGGAAGAACUCAUGGUCAUGUACAACCAUGCUGUCACAGUUUAUUUGCUCAGUAAUGCAGAAACAGCAAGCUGCACCCCAGUCAGAUGCCAAGAAAAACCCAACACUGAGCAGCUUCGCAAUUUAAAGGUGAAAUUUGAUUCAAUUAUCCCAUUGUCCAUUCAUUUUACUCAUUGUAUGGUGGGGGUUGCCAACAUUGACCAAAACCACAAGAUGGAUCGGGCUGUGAUUAAUGAAACUCUUCAAGACUUGCCACAAAACACAGACCUCUCAAAUACCUUUUCUGUACUAACCUCUGUCAUUAAGUGUCUGGAUUUGGCCUGCGAAGACAUGGAUAUCCAUAGAAUUGUGGACCUACUUGCAACCGAUGACAUUUAUCCCCAGCUACAGCCUUUGGUGUAUGAGUUCAGGAAGUCCAUUCAUAAGGCACAUGUUCUACGGUCAAACACAUCUCACCUGUCUCGAAUUGGGCAUUAUGACCUUCAGCUGGACAGCUACACAUGGGCCUCCUCACCUAUUCGUCGAUAUGUGGACAUUGUUGUACAAAGACUUCUUCACUCAGUUGUGGACAGGAAAGCUGUUGAAUACACUCCUCAUGAAAUUGAUCAGUCAUGUCUAAGCUUCUCUGACCUGUCUGACCAACAGAAAAAGUAUGAGAGGAAAGCACACCCUUUAAGUCUUGCAUCGCAGCUUAAUGUAAAAAGUGCAAGGAUGAUUGCCUUUGUCAUUGAUGUCUCCCCAGCAGGAAAAAGUUUAAAGCUAUCAUUUCCAUUGAACCGACAGUCUUUGCCAAAUUUGGUCCCAAUACUGUACAGGGAUAUGCAAUUGGCAGACCAACCAGAGUACAUCAAGGAAGACAACUCUGUGUUAUUAAAAUGGGUGAGACGAGUUUAUUCCUUCACAAAUGAAAACAUCCGCACAGAACUGCAACAUCAGCGGGUUAGUCAAUCAGUCAUGGCAGUUCCAACCAAGCUGUGGAAACGUAUCACGUUAGCGCUCAAGGAUGAAAAUUGGGACGCUAUGCUUCAAGGCAUCAAAAUGAUCAGAUCAACUGACAACGAUGACUUACAAGAAAUACCCCACCACAGUCUGACUAAAGAUAGGACCAGUCUCAAUCCAGAUCACUUUGUUGAACUAUCGUUGAGAUUGAAGCCUGGUGAGACUGUGGAGGUGCAAUUGGGAACAGACACUGAGAGGGGACUGUUGGUGCCAGUUGUUCAAAUGCUGAUUGUUUGUGACAAGUUCGAGAUCUGCUUGGAGCACACCAAAAACCCAACCCAGUGUUUUUCCAAAUAUGCACUCCAUUCAUCUUCACAAACGUAUGACACAUACAUGGACUAUCAGAAAAUAUGGAAACCAUUGUGUGAGAUGGAAUCAGCCUCCAACGCUGUUGUCGAAAAUGACAGCAUUGUCAUAGACAACGUGCAGUUAACAUGGAAGCAAAUCCCAGGAGCCAAAAAGCUCUGCGGAUCUUUCCAGAUGCCACUUGACAAGGUGGAACUGUGGACCAUCAAGUGUAAUUUGAAACAAUGUUUACUCUGUAUUCGCUUGAGAGACCAGAAUUUGGGAAACAAGGGUACUCAGAAUCAUCAGAAUGUUGACCUCAUGAAUAUCCCAUCUAUCAUAUGGGUUGCUCAUGGAGUAACCACCAAGGUUACUGAUGAGGAGAAAGCCAAAGAUCUUACCUACAUCCAGAUCGACUUCCGGAUUAACCACAUGUCCAUGGACAGAAUUCCUGAUAGUAUAUACUGGAAGGAUUCCAAAUUCACAGUGGAAUUGAUCCCCAAACUGCUACCAGAUGUCCGCAAGGAGGACGCAGUCACUCACCUUACUGAGGCUAAUCACCUUGUGAAGGCCAUCGCUCUUGGCAAGAAGACCAACUCUGUAUCUGUUACAGCAUUCCGGAUACCAGUCACUUUUGAGAUUACAGAGCAGCUUGCUGUUAAGUUUCCAGAACUGAACCCCAGUCAAGUCACGGCUAUACGAGAAGCCCUCAAAAAACAGUUUACUCUUAUUCAGGGACCUCCAGGUACCGGAAAAACUAUUGUUGGAGUUCACCUCGCUUAUUGGUUUUUCAAGCUAAACCAAUAUACCCCAACCCAUGAAUUAACAACUACUGAUGACAGCUCUCCACCACGGAGAUGCAUUCUGUAUUGCGGGCCAUCUAAUAAAUCUGUGGAUGUUGUGGCUGGUCAACUUCUAAAACUGAAGGAUGUUCUGAAGCCACUCCGUGUUUAUAGCGAUCAGAUGGAAAUGUUAGAGUUUCCGUAUCCAGGCAGCAACCUGAAGCUGUCUCGCAGAUCUGUAAGGGAGGGGAAACCCAACAAAGAACUAAGUCCCAUCACAUUGCAUCAUCUUAUUCGAAAACCAGAAAAUCCUUUCUCUUGUGAAAUACUGUCUUUUGAUGAAAGAAUUUCUAAGGAAGAGAACCUCUCAGAUGAAGAGAUUAAAAGCUACCAAAAACUCUUGAGCAAAGCUCGGAAACAUGAGUUGAUGUUACAUGAUGUUAUCCUUUGCACUUGUACUGCAGCAUCAAAUCCCAACUUCGCUAAGCUGCACAUUGAGCAAAUCAUCAUUGAUGAGUGUGCCAUGGCAACUGAGCCUGAAUCUUUUAUCCCUCUUGUCACCCACAAGCCGGAAAAGAUUGUUCUUCUUGGAGACCACAAGCAGCUACAGCCCACCGUCCAUUGUGAUUUGGUGGCCAGACUUGGCAUGAGGAAAUCUUUGUUUGAACGAUACAUGGAUAAGGCAUUAAUGCUUGAUACCCAGUACAGAAUGCAUGAGGGCAUAUGUGAGUUCCCCUCAAAGCAGUUCUAUAAUGGACGUCUCAAGACAAAUGCCAAGCGGAGAGAUAGCGUCCUGCUCAAGCAGUCGGCCAUUUUUACACCUAUCCUUUUUGGGCAUGUUGCUGGAACAGAGAUCAGCCUAGUGGUCUCCACUGAAUGGGGGAAUGAAAACUCCAUGGCUAACAUAGAGGAAGCUAAGCAAGCGGUUCACAUUGCUUCACUACUCAUCAAUAAGGCACGGGUGCAGGUCAAAGACAUAGCCAUUCUUACACCAUACAAUGCCCAAGUGUCCAAAAUCAACGAAACUCUGACAGAGAAUGGUCUCUUGAAUGUUAAUGUGAGCACCAUUACAAAAAGUCAAGGCAGUGAAUGGCGUUAUGUGAUUUUGUCCACUGUACGCUCUUGUCCCGGGUCUGAGAUUGACAAAAGCCCAACUAAAGCGUGGCUAACCAAGAGGCUUGGUUUCAUCAUGGAUCCCAACCAAGUCAAUGUGGCCAUCACUCGAGCUAAAGAAGGACUGUGCAUUAUCGGUAAUAAAGACCUUCUGUCGUGCAGCUGGCUGUGGAAGAAUUUGCUGAGACACUACCAUGAGAACGGCUGUGUUGUCGAUCACGCCAAGGACAUUCAGGUCCAAAAUCCCGGAGCCAAACCCAAGUAUUGCGCAUCAGUCUUGUAAAGUUUUCACAAAUGUAUAUAGACAAAUAUGUUGAAUGUAUGCCAAAUCUAUGAAUCCAUAAAUAUUAUAUAUAAAAUAAUAUAACCUACAGAUUAUUAAAAGAGGGGAAAAAAUGUAACAUUUCAACAUUAAUUUUUUGUCUUUUUAAGUUUAUUAAAGUUUGUACAUAUAU